CAACCCGGCACCUGCCAACAUGGAAGGUGGCAACUGCAGUACUGCUGUGGCUGGUCGCGGGGCAUCGGGUUCCGCGGCGGCCGGGGCCACUGUCCGGGAACUCCUGCAGGACGGUUGUUGCAAGACAUGAAGAUUUACUGGCUCAAGCAACGGGGAUUGAGUCUUUGGAAGGUGUUCUUCAGAUGAUGCAGACAAGAAUUGGGGCUUUACAGGGAGCUGUUGAUAGGAUGAAAUCAAAAAUUGUUGAACCAUAUAAUAAAAUAGUAGCCCGUACUGCACAACUGGCAAGACUUCAGGUUGCCUGUGAUUUGCUUCGGAGAAUUAUUCGCAUCCUGUAUCUUAGUAAGAGACUCCAGGGACAACUGCAAGGAGGAAGUAGAGAGAUAACAAAAGCUGCUCAGAGUCUUAAUGAACUGGAUUAUCUUUCUCAAGGAAUAGACCUUUCUGGAAUAGAAGUAAUAGAAAAUGAUCUACUUUUUAUUGCAAGAGCUCGACUUGAAGUGGAAAAUCAAGCUAAGCGUCUGCUGGAGCAAGGUGUGGAGACACAGAAUCCAACUCAAGUGGGAACAGCUCUUCAUGUUUUCCAUAACCUCGGAACUCUGAAGGAUACUAUCACCAGUGUUGUAGAUGGAUACUGCGCUUCUUUAGAAGAGAAUAUCAACAGUGCCUUAGACAUAAAAGUUUUGACUCAGCCUCCCCAGUCAGCUGUGAGAGGAGGUCCUGGACGGUCAACCAUGCCAACCCCAGGAAAUACUGCAGCUUUCCGUGCCUCCCUCUGGACCAAUAUGGAGAAACUUAUGGAUCAUAUUUGUGCUGCUUGUGCACAGGUCCAACAUCUACAAAAAGUAUUAACUAAGAAGAGAGAUCCUGUUUCUCACAUUUGUUUCAUUGAAGAAAUAGUUAAGGAUGGACAGCCUGAAAUUUUAUACAUGUUUUGGAAUGCAGUUACUCAGGCACUUUCUUCUCAGUUUCAUGCAGCAACAAACUCAUCUAUGUUUUUGAAGCAGGCCUUUGAAGGUGAAUACCCUAAGUUAUUACGUCUUUAUAAUGAGUUAUGGAAGCGUCUUCAACAGUACAGUCAGAAUAUCCAAGGAAAUUUCAAUGGAAGUGGAACUACUGACCUCUAUGCUGACCUCCCACACAUGGACGAUGACACACAAGACAUGUUCAUACCAAAAAAAUCAGAUUAUGAUCCAGAAAAGGCUUUAAAAGAUUCACUACAACCCUAUGAGGCUGCUUAUCUCUCAAAAUCCCUAUCUCGACUCUUUGAUCCCAUCAACUUGGUUUUUCCCCCUGGUGGGCGUAAUCCUCCAUCCUCUGAGGAACUUGAUGGCAUCAUUAAAACCAUAGCAAGUGAACUCAAUGUAGCUGCUGUUGAUGCAAACCUCACAUUAGCUGUGUCAAGAAAUGUGGCAAAGACCAUCCAGUUAUAUGGUGUAAAAUCAGAGCAGCUUCUCUCUACACAAGGAGAUGCAAGUCAGGUGAUUGGACCUCUCACUGAAGGGCAGAAGAGAAAUGUGGCAGUGGUGAAUUCCCUGUUUAAGUUGCACCAAUCAGUAACAAAGCUGGUUGCCAGUCAGAACUCAUUCCCACCAGCAGCUGAGCAAACUAUAAUUUCAGCCCUAAAGAUGAUUCAUGCCCUUAUGGGGAAUGCAGUGCAGCCCUUACUGACUUCAGUGGGAGAUGCGAUAGAAGCCAUAAUCAUCACCAUGCAUCAAGAAGAUUUUUCUGGGUCAUUAUCCAGCUCAGGAAAGCCUGAUGUUCCUUGUUCUCUGUACAUGAAGGAGCUACAAGGUUUCAUUGCCAGAGUUAUGAAUGACUACUUUAAGCACUUCGAAUGCUUGGAUUUUGUCUUUGACAACACUGAAGCUAUUGCCCAAAGAGCCAUUGAACUUUUUAUCCGCAAUGCCAGUCUCAUAAGACCUCUUGGUGAAGGUGGGAAAAUGCGACUUGCUGCUGAUUUUGCACAGAUGGAAUUGGCUGUGGGUCCAUUUUGCAGACGAGUAUCGGAUUUGGGAAAGUCCUAUCGAAUGCUGAGGUCAUUCAGACCACUGCUCUUCCAGACAAGUGAACAUGUGGCUGAUAGUCCCGCACUGGGAGACGUUAUUCCAUUCAGCAUUGUUAUUCAGUUUUUGUUCACAAGAGCACCCGCUGAGCUGAAAUCUCCCUUCCAGAGGGCUGAAUGGUCCCAUGCUCGAUUUUCCCAGUGGCUGGACGAUCAUCCAUCCGAAAGGGACAGGCUCCUCCUUCUCAGGGGAGCCCUGGAAGCUUAUGUUCAAUCAGUGAAAAGUAGAGAAGGCAAAGAAUUUGCACCAGUUUACCCCAUUAUGAUUCAGCUGCUUCAGAAAGCUAUGUCUCUUCAGUGAUGUGCAACCUGUUCAUCUCCACAUGGCACUAACCCAUUCAAAGGUGGCAGUUAGAUACACUGAGUGCUACUAUCUACUAAAGAUCAGUUGACUCUUCUGUAUUUCCUGUUGAUCUAUUGUUUACCUCUAGCACUUCUACUAUGCCAAAUAGAUUCAUCAGCACAACCUUUAAA
Nannospalax galili (Upper Galilee mountains blind mole rat) is the source of this 2539-nucleotide messenger RNA. RefSeq names its product component of oligomeric golgi complex 5 (gene Cog5). The record is from RefSeq and is a predicted model, not a curated record. Gene Ontology annotation, cellular component: COG complex. Lineage: Eukaryota; Metazoa; Chordata; Mammalia; Rodentia; Spalacidae. Gene Ontology annotation, biological process: intra-Golgi vesicle-mediated transport.